Messenger RNA from Brassica oleracea var. oleracea, 2464 nucleotides. RefSeq names its product protein RETICULATA-RELATED 5. The transcript is spliced from 7 exons. The coding region runs from base 109 to 2319 and encodes 736 amino acids. Lineage: Eukaryota; Viridiplantae; Streptophyta; Magnoliopsida; Brassicales; Brassicaceae. The record is from RefSeq and is a predicted model, not a curated record.
CCACGUCUUUUCAUGCGAGAUGGACAAUCAAACUAAACUAAACUACUGUCGUGUGAUGUCUAUUCUUCUCUCAGUUCUAGCGAAGCAAUAAGCUGACGUGUACCAAAAAUGAAGCCCACGACCAAUGGGCUCUUCGCUUCUCAAUCUUCUCCCUCCUUCACGGCUCCGAGAUUCCGCGGCCACCUUCCGAUCACCUUCACAUCCUCCAACCACCACCACAAGAAGAAUAAAAAGAAUCUCGCAAACGUCAUCACUCUCUCCUACCGAGUCACAUCCUCUCGCCGCGCAAUUCUCGUCGCACCACCUCUUCUCGCCGCCGCUAUUUCCUUAUGGCCGUCUGUUUCCUCCGCCGCGGGGGAUAUCUCUUCCAUCGUGCCGGCGGAUGCUUCGCCGGAACCACCAGCUACUCCCCCUCCUCCUCCUCCUCCUCCUCCGCCGCCGCUUAUAGAGGAGAUAACAUCUAGAAUAUAUGACGCGACGGCGCUAGGUGAGCCGAUGGCAGUUGGGAAAGACAAGAAGAGAGUGUGGGAGAAGCUUCUGAACGCGAGGAUUGUGUACUUAGGUGAGGCGGAGCAGGUGCCUACGAGAGACGAUAAAGACUUGGAGCUCGAGAUCGUGAGGAAUUUGAGGAAGAGAUGCGUUGAGAGCGAGCGGCAGUUAUCUCUAGCGUUGGAAGCGUUCCCUGUUGAUUUGCAGGAUCAGUUGAAUCAAUACAUGGAUAAGAGGAUGGACGGAGAGGCAUUGAAGUCGUAUGUGUCACAUUGGCCUGCUCAGCGUUGGCAAGAGUAUGAGCCUCUCUUAACUUAUUGUCGUGAUAACUCAGUUAAACUCAUUGCUUGUGGCACUCCUCUCAAGGUUUUAAGAACUGUACAAGCUGAGGGUAUCCGCGGUCUUUCAGAAUCUGAACGUAGACUAUACACUCCUCCUGCGGGUUCAGGGUUCAUCUCAGGGUUUACUCCCUUCUCACGCAGCUCUUCACUCAACAUGAACCCCCUCACACAGAUUGUUCCGUUUGGACCAAGCUCUUAUCUCUCCGCCCAAGCCAGAGUCGUUGAAGACCAUACAAUGUCACAAGUUAUCUUACAAGCAGUUGCGGACGGAGGUGGGACUGGUCUUCUGUUAGUGGUGACAGGGGCCAACCAUGUCGAGUAUGGUUCAAGAGGAACAGGGUUGCCUGCUAGGGUGUCAAGGAAGAUUCCUAAGAAGAGUCAACUUGUUGUGUUGCUUGAUCCUGAAAGACAGUUUCUGAGGAAAGAAGGUGAAUCUCCAGUUGCUGAUUUCUUGUGGUAUUCUGCGGCUAGACCAUGCAGCAGAAACUGCUUUGAUAGGGCAGAGAUUGCUCGGGUGAUGAAUGCUGCUGGUAGGAGCCGUGAUGCUCUUCCUCAGGACAUUCAAAAGGGAUUAGACCUUGGUCUGGUGUCACCUGAGAUUCUACAGAACUUCUUUGAUCUGGAGCAAUAUCCUCUUAUUGCAGAGCUUACACAGAGGUUCCAGGGUUUCCGAGAAAGGCUGUUAGCAGAUCCCAAGUUCCUAAACAGAUUAGCAAUUGAAGAAGCUAUAUCAAUAACAACAACACUUGUAGCUCAAUACGAGAAGCGGAAAGAAAACUUCUUCGAGGAACUAGACUACGUUAUAACCGAUAGCGUAAGAGCAUCAGUUGUUGAUUUCUUCACAGUUUGGCUGCCUGCACCAACCUUGUCUUUUCUCUCGUACGCUGAUGAGACAGCUAGACCAAACAGCAUAGAUGCACUAAGAGGCCUCCUAGGAUCCAUACCCGACAAUGCGUUUCAGAAAAGUCUUGGUGGAAAAGACUGGACUCUGAAUCUUAGGAUUGCUUCGGUUAUUGUCGGUGGAUUGAAGCUUGCUGGUGUUGGUGUUGUUUCCAGUUUUGCAGCUGUGGGAUCUUCAAAUGCUUUGUAUGCGAUAAGGAAGUUUAUUAAACCGGAGUUGGCUGUUUCUGAGCAAACAAAGAGGUCUCCUAUGCUGAAGACGGCCGUUGUCUAUGGUGGUUAUCUGGGGACAUCUUCAAAUAUUCGUUACCAGAUAAUUGCUGGUCUAAUAGAGCAUCGCAUCUCUGACGAGCUUUCUUCUCAACCACUACUUGUAAACAUGAUUUCGUUUGUGGUCAGAGUAGCUAACUCCUACUAUGGAACUCAGCAAUGGAUUGAUCUUGCACGCUCUACGGGUCUGCAAGCUCAAAAAGGUGCCACGGCUUCCAAUCAAAUCCCAGAGGCUUUGAGCCAACCUACAGUGGAGAUUGUGGAAUAUAGUACUACUACUACAGAAGAGGCAACUAUGGAUGAUCUCAAGAACCAAUGAUUUUUAUGCGGCUAUUUCUACUAGGUAUCAAACUGGUAAAAUGUGUAUAAAAGCUUUUGAUGUAUCUUCAUUUGAGUUGUAUUUUUGUAUCAUAGCUUCUGUGAAAUAAUGAUUCAUUAAUGAAUAUAUUUUCUUAAAUUUAAUA